Paramecium sonneborni is the source of this 569-nucleotide messenger RNA. The record is from the annotation of a GenBank genome assembly. Lineage: Eukaryota; Ciliophora; Oligohymenophorea; Peniculida; Parameciidae.
AAAUAAAUCAAAUGAAUCACGAAGCUGAAUCUACUCCUCUUAUUUAAUAAGAAUACUAGGCUCCAUAAUCUAAUAUUACAGAAUAAGAAUAACCAAAAAUAGUUUCAAUGAAUCAAAUAUUAUUGUAAAACACCGCCUAGGCUUUUAGUCCAGCCAUCAUGAUUAGCAAACAAUUUUACGUUUUUUCAAAAACAAUAAAAAAGUAUUAAUUGAUAUCAUACUCUAUAGAUCAAUAGAAUAAUAUAGAAAUAACGAGAGUAUUCAAUUUGUUAAGAAUAUGUCAUCAGCUUUAGAGGAAUAUGAUGGAGUUUCUUAUAGCAAUGAUGCAUUAAAUUAAGAUCAAUCUAUCACUGCAAAAGGAAUUAAAUAUUUUAGCAAAGCUAUCUCUAAGAUUAGAAGUAAACUUGGAGUUGAUAAAAAAGAAUAGGAACAACAAGAACAAGGAGCAUAAUAAUAAAAUAGAAAUGAAUCCCUUAUUCCAGAAUAGAGUCAAAGAAUAGAUGAAGAACAUAUUUGAUUUUAUAAUAAUCGUAAUUCUACAAAGUUACCUCCUUGUAGUUAAUAUACCU